Molecule: messenger RNA, 2133 nt
Organism: Saccoglossus kowalevskii
Lineage: Eukaryota; Metazoa; Hemichordata; Enteropneusta; Harrimaniidae
Product: pleckstrin homology domain-containing family D member 1-like
Source: RefSeq, a predicted model, not a curated record
CUUCCUCCCGUUUUUAACGAGCGUAUUCAUUCAGCUAUCGUCGUCGUGUGAUAACAGAGGAAAUAUGACAAAUAAUCUAGACGAUUUUGAUAUAUCCACAAGAGUACAGAUGUGGGGUGUAUUGUGGAAGAGACCUUUCGGUCAUUCGGCAAGAAAUUGGUCGAAAAGGUUUUUCGUUGUCAAAGAAGGAUUUCUUUUAUAUUAUUCCGAAAAUGAGAAGAAGGAUUUUGAGAAGAAACGCCAUUUCAAUAUCCACCCAAAGGGUGUUAUACCGCUUGGUAAUUCUAUAAUAAGUUCUAUAGAUGAUCCACUGAGGAAUUGGUCAUUUAAAAUUGAGCAUGAAGAUUACAAUGGUGUUAUUUGUCUUGCAGCCGAUACUGAAAAUGAAAGAGAAAGAUGGGUAGAAGUACUUCGUCAGUCUGGUAGAGUAACCUGGAAGAAUGCUCAGCUUGGAGACACUAUGAUACAAACACUAGAAACACAGGGUUUACAGUUGGCCAAAGAAAGUCAAGAUUACAAAGACAGAUUACACACAGAAAUAUGUGCACUACGUGAUGAAAUGGACAGGAAUGAGGAAUUAGAAAGGAUAGCAGCUGAAUUAGAAAUAGAAAAAAAGAAAAUUGAAGAAACUGCAAAGGAAAUGCAAAAUGACCUUGAAAGGAAUAAACUGGAAUUGGAAGAGACUGUGCAAUUGAUGAAACAAGUUGAAAAUGACAAACAUAGUUUGAACAGAAAUAAUGAUAGGUUACAAGACAAUUUACAGUUGCUUGCAAAAGAAAAAGAAAAGACUUUACAAGAACUACAACACAAGGAAUUGGUCACAAAAAAAUUGUCAAGUGAAAACCAGUCACUGAGUCAAACCACAGAGUCCUUGAAAUCUACAUUGAAUAGGAUAGAGGAAAAAACCAAACAACUUGUAGAUGAAAAAAAAAAUACUGAAAAACGUUUAAAGGAAAAAGAGAGAGAGGCUAAAGCUUUAGAUGAAGAAAAGAAAUUGUAUGUUGUACAUGCACAAGAACUUCAGUCAUCAUUACAUGAUUUAACAAUACAGAAAGAAAUGACAGAUAAUGAACUAAGAGAAGAAAUCAUAGCAAGACGAGAAGCAGAGAGGAGAUUGAAAGAUGCUGAAGCUGCAUUAGCAAGAUUAGAAAUCGCUUUAGGACAGACAAGGCGUGAUAGAACAAACAGUGUGGAAGUAGAAAUUAGUCACAAUGUAGCUACACUUAAAAGAUUUUUUGAAGACAUUGCAGAAGAAGCUAAGAUUGACAUAGACAAACCAUUAAUUAUGAAAAAUGCCUUGCAUGCCAGGAAGUCUUUUAUCAGGAAAACAAGAAGUUUUAAACAUCGGAGAGCAAGAGCUAAAUCAGCUGAACCACGACUGUCUUCCAAUGCUAAGAACAGGACAGAUGAUGACAGGCGAGCAAAUAUGUCUCCCAGUAAUCAAGGAGACCAACAUGUUGCCAAUAGCAACAUCAUCAAAACUGCUCCAGUGUCUUCCAGCAGUAACAAAAGUGGCAGCAAUAUUACUUCCUCUUCAACCAGUAAAACAAAACCACAAUCUCGACAGACACAGUUGUAGGAAGGUGGCGACUAUGUCAGGAAACGAAAAGAACACAUACAAGGUGACAUGACUGAUAUGAGAGAGGCAGCAACAGCGAUAUCAAACUAUCCGUCUCUACGGAGGAGCAUGAUAGAAACAAUCAACCAUGAUGACGAUUUUGAUGACAUAUUCACUGGUGGCAUAGUAUUUGAAGAUGAUGUUUAACAGGCAUUGAUCUUGUCAUGUCACCCCUAUUGUCAGAAAAUGGAAUGAUCUUCCACUUGUGAUCGACCUACAUAUUUCUAAUAAUAGGGGUGGUUGGCUUACGUACAAUGGGGUUGGAUAUGGACUGCUCUAUUUUCUGUAACUAUUUUAACAAACCUGAAUCUUGGCCGAUAAUCCCUUAUGCAUUUACUUCACUUCCUCUUGCCUUUUUUUCUGUCACUUGACAUUCUGUAUUGGUGAAAUAUAAUUGGUUUCUUUGAAAUGAGUUUUAAUAUUUUGUUCACUAAUAACUGCAUUAGAACCAAAGAUCAAGUCUAUUUUACACCAUUUCAAGGUACCAUGUCUGCCACAUAUGUAAAUCCUGGAAA